CCCAAUCCAUCAAGAAAACCGAAAAGAACAGCAGCAGAAGAAAAAGAUGUUGCUUGCUUUCUUGCACAAGCACCCAACUAAUUACAAAACCGCACAACAGGUCCACUCUCGGUUGCUGGUUUCUGGGUUAAUGUACCAUUCCAUGAUACUCAUCAAUGCCUUAAUUAGAUGCUAUUCCUUCAGUGACAAUCCCAAAGAUGCAUUCUUGCUUUACAAACAGCUCCAGAAACUAUAUCGUCAAUACCCAUUUGUUGUGCGGUCUUCUUUCGAUAGCUUCACUUAUGCUUUCCUUAUCAAAACCAGCGCUAAUUUAUGCUAUCCAGUUUUGGGAAUACAGAUUCAUGGCUUGACCGUAAAGGUGGGGUUUGAGUGUCAUGUGUAUGUGCAAACUGCUUUGGUGAAUAUGUAUGCUGAAUGUGGGGUUUUGGAAGAUGCUAAGAAAGUGUUCUACGAAAUGCCUGAGAGGAACUCUGUUACGUGGAAUGUGAUUAUUACUGGUUUGGUUAAGUGGGGUGAGCUUGAACAAGCACGUUCUCUCUUUGAGGAGGUGCCUAAUAGGAGUGUUGUGUCAUGGACUGGUAUUAUUGAUGGGUAUACAAGGAUGAAUAGGCCUGCUGAAGCUCUAGCUCUAUUUCGAAGAAUGGUAGAAAAUAAUGGUAUAGAACCUAGUGAAGUAACCAUUCUGGCUAUUUUGCCAGCUGUUUACGACAUUGGGGAUGUCAGGAUUUGCCAAUUGGUCCAUUGUUAUGGAGAGAAACGAGGUUUUCAUGUGUUUGAUAUAAGAGUUGCAAAUUCACUUAUAGAUACUUAUGCGAAAUGUGGGAGCAUAUUUAAUGCUUCUAAGUUUUUUGAAGAAAUAUCAACUGAAAGAAGAAAUUUGGUUUCGUGGACAUCUAUAAUUUCUGGGUUUGCAAUGCAUGGGAUGGGAAAGGAAGCUAUUGAAAAUUUUGAGAGGAUGGAGAAAGAAGGUUGGAAGCCAAAUCGUGUCACGUUCUUGAGUGUUUUGAAUGCUUGCAGUCAUGGAGGAUUGGUUCAAGAGGGGCUCAAGUUCUUCGAAAAGAUGGUUGAUGAGUGUCAAAUCUUGCCAGACAUAAAACACUAUGGGUGUUUAGUUGACAUGUUGGGGAGAGCCGGAAAAUUAAAGGAAGCAGAAAUGGUGGCUUUGAAGAUUCCUUCUGAGAUGGCAAAUGUUGUAGUUUGGCGAACACUUUUGGGGGCUUGUAGCUUUCAUGGUAAUGUCGAGCUGGGGGAAAGGGUGACAAGGAAGAUAAUGGAGAUUGAGAGGGGAUAUGGAGGGGACUAUGUGCUUAUGUCCAACAUCCUUGCUGGUGCUGGAAUGCAUGGAGAUUCUGAAAGGUUGAGGAGAUUGAUGGAUAAGAGAAGUGCCCUCAAACUUCCUGGCUAUAGUUUGGUCUAAGAAUUGAUUGAUUAUAAAAUAAAUGGAUAACGAUGAUGAUCUAGACACAUUAUGGAUCUGCUUCUUGAUGCUACGCUGAUAAAGAAUUAGUUGAGUGCAAUGAUCACUGCAUACAGACUUUGUUGGAGUUCCUUUAGGAAACUGUGUCAACAUUUUUCUGCAUUUUUGAGGCACUUGUGUGAGGUUUGGAUUGAUCAAGACAAAAAGGUUCUGAACUGAGGAAAACAUGGUUGGGAAGCUGCUUUACAAGUGCUCUGUCUAAAACGACACUUUUUUGGGGGAACACAUUGCAAAAACAUGUAAUGCUGACCAUUUCUGUUGCUCUCAUGAGAUAGAGAGGACAUAUUUCACAGAAGCCAAAAAAAUUGCAACCGUUUUUCAUUUUCCUGUUCUAUUUGAGCCUGCAUUGUUCCAGCCUGAAUAGACAUAUUACAUCAUGCCCUUUCCAAGGGUGAAAAAAGAAAGAAAGAUUCAUCAUCAGCCACCUGCAAAAGGAAGUUUUGGAUGAUAUGAUAUAGAUUUCAGUUUGCAGCUUUUUGGCUUGAUUUUCUUUUGGUACAUAAUAAACUUAGACUCCAGCA
Molecule: messenger RNA, 1998 nt
Organism: Rubroshorea leprosula
Lineage: Eukaryota; Viridiplantae; Streptophyta; Magnoliopsida; Malvales; Dipterocarpaceae
Source: the annotation of a GenBank genome assembly